Messenger RNA from Paraglomus brasilianum, 1977 nucleotides. The record is from the annotation of a GenBank genome assembly. NCBI's taxonomy places the organism in Eukaryota, Fungi, Glomeromycota, Glomeromycetes, Paraglomerales, Paraglomeraceae.
AUGCUUAGAUCCUUCACAAGACUUUGCACUUCUCUAUAUCCUCAACAGCUUCCGUUCAACUUUCGCGUAUGCACAUGCAACAUCAACUGUGUUCGUAGUCAUGCAACCUUAGUCGAUCAAGUAUCAGCCCCACUCCGUGAACUAACUGCUAGACGCAGACGGCAGAAAGAGUGGACUUAUGUAGAGAAGAACGCUUUAGCUACCUUAGUACGUAAAUUUGGUGGGGACUGGAUACGUAUUGCUGCCGAGUUUAUCGACAAGACACCAGAGGAUUGUUAUAAACAAUGGGCUAAUAAUAGGGCUUCCAGUAAUGCCAAAUAUAGAGUAGGAAGACGUUAUUACUCUAGUAGGAACAGAUGGACAAUGGAGGAGAAACAGAAGCUCUUGGCGUUAAUAUUAAAGUAUGGGAAAAAAUGGGUGAUUAUUUCGGAGGAAUUUCCUAACCGGUCACCUGCUGCCUGUGCUGCCCUUGCGGUGAAAGAUAAGCUUACUAUGGUUGUUCCGCCUGAUCCAUAUACGCAGCCAAAUCAGACAAAAUGGACGAGCAGUGAAACGAAAUUGUUGAAUCAACUUAUAAAGAAACAUGGUAGAGAUCUGAAUGCUAUUGCAACUAAAUUUCCCGGAAGAACUUUCAAGGGUAUUUUAAAUUAUGUUCGCCGACAUAUUGAUAGACUUCCUGCACUGUGGGACACUGAUUCAUAUUCCUUGCGUGAAAUUGAUCCACCAUGGACGAAAGAGGAAGAAGAAUUGCUGAUAGAGAUGGUUAAUCUAUUUAACAAUGCAGAUUUAGUUUCUGGAUACUUUUACCUAAAGUCACGGCAAGGUGUCCGUCUAAAAAUCAAGCAGUUGUGGGAAGAUGGAAGGAUAUGUGUAGAUGGUAAUUUUGGUGACAAUUUUUGUGACGCUAAUGUCGGAAAUAGUAACAAUAGAAAGAAUAAUAAAGAUGCCGAGACUAGCACUACUUCCGUUGACGAAGAUGAAGAAUUGCACGAUUUUUUCAAUAGUGCCGAGUUCUAUGAACAUUUGCAAGAUGUGUCAUUACAAACUGAUUAUAUAACAAAGAAUGAUCCGGCUGCACCAUUUGUUAAUUGGGAGAGAAUGGAGACUGCUAAUUUGAUACGUCUGUAUAGUCAACAUGGACCGGAUUGGAAACAUUUCGCUAAAUUAUUGCCAGGUAGAACUGCAUUUUCGUGUAAAAUAAGGUGCUACUCACUCAUGACUAGACGUGCAAAGACAAAUAAUCGCUGGUCGGUCAAAGAGGCUUAUAUGAUUAGAGAGAUAGCCAAGCAUAUCGGGUACAGAUGGGAUGUUUUAUCCAAGUAUUUACAAGGAAGAUCGUAUGCCGAAUAUGCUUCAAGAUGGACCUCGAAGCGGACCGGUAUAAGAUUUUAUGAUAAGAUGCGAUUGUUACCAGAGGAUGAAACGAAUAGAAUAAACACUAUCCUUAAUCGAUAUGGGCCUGAUUGGGGCGCUAUCGCUGAACUCACUGGCAGACAUCCUACGCUAUUGAAGGCAUACGUGGAAAUUCACCCGGAUCUAUUUCCUGCCUCUGCAGCGUUAAAGGAGAAACAAUUUUUCAGUAGGAGAUAUUCGCGAUGGAGUUCAUGGGAGAUUAAACGAGUAAAUGAUGCUCUUCGUGAACACGGAAGGAAUUGGGUACAGGUGGCCUCUAAAGUUCCGGAUAGAUCCUUAUCAGCAGUUAGGAUGUUUGUGCAAUGUCAUAGGGAGCUGUUUUCUAAUUAUCCGAUUAAUUAUAGACCUUCACGUCCCAGAUGGUCUAAUGACGAGGUGCAGAAACUGUGCCAGUAUGUGACCCAGUAUGGUAGAAGAUGGCGCGCGGUAGCUGAGUGUCUACCGUUAAGGACGCCGGACGCAUGCAAGAGGAAGCACUUUGAGAUUAAUCAUACCGAAUGUCUGACGGCUAUAAUGCUUAGUCGACGACGGAAGAUGGACUCUGCCUCCACAAACACAAUGUAG